CCUCCCUCCGCGUUGCAGCCAGAAUCCUACUCGUAUUGCGCCUGGACCAUCCUCGCAAUCUUAGGGUGAGGGACUGAGAGGACUGAUCAGCUCACGGUCGCAUCACGCUCGUUUGCAUCCAGAGAUCCCUUUUAGCAGGCCAGACCAAAAAUGCCCCCCAUCCCGCCGUCGCGUCUGGUCGCGCUGCAGUCCAACGCCCAGAACAUCCGCAACAUCUGUAUUCUCGCACACGUCGACCAUGGCAAGACGUCUCUCACAGACUCACUUAUUGCUACCAAUGGGAUCAUCUCCCCCAAGAUGGCAGGCAAGGUCCGCUAUUUGGACUCACGGCCGGACGAACAGAUACGGGGAAUUACCAUGGAGAGCAGCGCCAUCAGUUUGUACUUCAGCAUGAUGCGCAGACAAACGGAAGGCGAAGAGGCAAAGAAGGAGGAAUACUUGAUAAACCUGAUAGACAGCCCUGGUCACAUUGACUUUUCGUCAGAGGUCAGCACGGCUUCCAGGCUGUGCGAUGCCGCAGUCGUCCUGGUUGAUGCCGUCGAAGGGGUGUGUUCGCAGACGGUGACGGUGCUUCGACAGGUAUGGUUAGAAAAGCUGAAACCAUUGCUCGUGAUCAACAAGAUUGACAGGCUGGUGACCGAACUAAAAAUGACCCCGGGCGAGGCAUACUCGCAUCUGGAGAGAGUCCUAGAGGGCGUGAAUGCCGUCAUAGGAGGCUUCUUUCAAGGCGAGCGCAUGGAAGAGCAUCUAAUGUGGAGAGAAAAGCUUGACCGGGAAAGGGCGGCUAAAGAGCAGCAAAGGCAGGAUGUAAUGAGCGAGACUGCUUCCGAGGCAGACCUGGACCAACAAUUCGAGGAGCGAGAUGACGAGGACCUCUAUUUCGCUCCCGAGAAGAACAAUGUCAUCUUCGCCAGCGCAAUAGAUGGGUGGGCAUUUACUGUCCGUCAAUUCGCGGGCAUAUAUGAGAAGAAGCUAGGUAUCAAAAGAUCCCUUUUGGAAAAGGUCCUGUGGGGUGACUUCUAUCUGGAUCCAAAGACCAAAAAGGUGCUCGGUCAGAAGCACCUGAAAGGAAGAAAUUUGAAACCAAUCUUCGUGCAACUUGUUUUGGAGCCUAUCUGGCAGGCCUACGACGCCACGGUUGGCAUCAAUGGCGCUCGGGGCGAUCCAGCACUGUUGGAGAAGAUAACGAGGUCUCUGUCUAUCAAUUUGCCCGCCCACAUCACGAGGUCGAGGGAUUCCAAAGCCAUUUUACAAGCCGUCUUUUCCUCGUGGCUGCCACUCUCAACAGCCCUUCUCGUCUCCGUCAUCGAGUACUUACCAAGCCCUCCCACAGCCCAAGCCAGUCGGUUGCCCGAAAUGAUUGAGGAUCUGGUCAGUUCAAAGAGUAUUGACCAGUCCUUGAAAGACUCCAUGAUCAAUUUCGACACUUCUGGCUCUGCGCCAGUCGUGGCAUACGUGAGUAAGAUGGUUGCCAUCCCCGAGAGUGAACUCCCCUCGAAGAGACGAAAACUGGGCACCAUCUUAACGGCAGACGAAGCCAGGGAGCUCGCGCGAAAGAAACGUGCUGAGAUCGCCAAAGCGCAGGCCGAGACAGAAGGCGCGACUGGUGUGGACACUAUAACGAAUGGACUAAAUACGGCCAGGAUAGGCGAGGAGACCGACGAGGGGAUGACGCCAGAGCAACCAGAAGAUCCGGAACAUUUGAUCGGUUUUGCCAGACUUUACUCCGGGUCACUCUCGGUCGGAGACGAAGUCUACGUUCUGCCACCCAAGUUCAAUCCAGCCUUCCCUCACGCUUCGCCAGAGCCGAAGAAGGUACCCAUCACGGCUCUCUAUCUCCUCAUGGGCCGAUCACUAGAGCCGCUGGACAAAGUACCCGCAGGAGUAGUCUUUGGGAUCGAAGGGCUGGAAGGCCACAUUCUCAAGACCGGGACGUUGUGCUCGCAACUAGAAGGGGCCAUCAAUUUGGCCGGUGUUUCCACGCUCAGCCAGCCUAUCGUCAGAGUUGCACUGGAACCCACGAACCCGACGGACCUGAACAAGAUGAUCAAGGGGCUAAAACUGCUCGAACAAAGUGAUCCUUGUGCUGUCUAUGAGCAGAUGGAGAGUGGAGAGCAUGUCAUUCUGACCGCCGGGGAGCUGCAUCUCGAACGGUGCCUGAAAGACUUGCGGGAGCGAUUUGCAAAAUGUGACAUCCAGCCUGGCGAGCCAAUCGUGCCAUAUCGAGAAACAAUCGUGAAGGCCGAGGAGAUGGAACCGCCGAAGAACAAAGAUCUGCCCAGAGGGACGGCGAUCGCGGUGACGGCAUCCAAGACCCUCUCUGUCAGACUGAGCGUGAGACCUCUGCCGCAGAACGUAACGGAGUUUCUCAUCAACAAUGGAGGGUCGAUCAGAAGACUAUACGCAGAAAAGCAAGCACAGGAGGAAGAGACGACGAAAGACUCUGCCGAUGUUGAAAAGGAGGAGAUAGUCGACCUAGGCAACGACACCGGAGGGCGGGAAAGGAGCCACCUCUCCCUUCAAGAGUUCCGAGAUCAGCUUCAGGCAGCAUUCGACGAGGUCAAAGAGGACAAAGAGGUCUGGGCAAAGGUGGUGCCUAGGAUAUGCGGGUUUGGUCCUCGGCGGGUCGGCCCCAAUCUCUUCAUCGACGCGACGGGAGAACACACCUGUAAGCGAUUCCUGUUCGAGCAGCACGAGAUCGCCGAGAGGGAAGGAGACCCAAACGGGACCGGGACCAAGAGCAGCAAUCCCGACGGGGUGGAACACUCGUCGCCCAAGCAGGAUUUCUCCGACACAAUCGCAUACGCGUUCCAACUGGCGACCUCGCAGGGCGCGCUCUGUCGCGAACCCAUGCAGGGCGUCGCCGUCUUCCUCGACGAGAUCAGUCAACAACAGCAACCGGCACCGGCCACCGACCUGUCUCCCAACAACGGCGGCGGCAGCGACCCGACCUCGUCGGCGGCAGUCGAGUCGGGCCGCCUGACGGGCGAGCUCAUCACGUCGGUGCGCGAGACCAUCCGCGCCGCCUUCCUGGACUGGUCGCCGCGCAUCCUGCUGGCCAUGUACAGCUGCACGAUCCAGGCGACCCCGGAGGUGCUGGGGCGGGUGUACUCGGUGCUCACGCGCCGGCGGGGGUCGAUCCUGUCCGAGGCCCUGCUGGAGGGGACGCCGUACUUCACCAUCAGCGCCAAGCUGCCCGUGGCCGAGUCGUUCGGGUUCAGCGAGGAGAUCCGCAAGCGGACCUCGGGCCUGGCGCAGCCGAUGCUGCAGUUCGUCGGGUUCGAGGUCGUCGACGACGUCGACCCCUUCUGGGUCCCGCGCAGCGAGGAGGAGCUCGAGGACCUGGGCGUGCACGGGGAGCGGGAGAACGUCGCGAAACGGUACGUCGACGGCGUGCGGAGGAGGAAAGGCCUGCUCGUCCGGGGGACGCGGGGUGUCGGGAGAGACGCCGAGAAGCAGAAGACUCUCAAGACCAAUUGAGACAAACCAUGCUCGCCGUCCAGGCUGGGGCUAGAAACAGAUACCUGGAACAUGCCGCAACUAAGUCAAAUACAAUUCCGG
Cladophialophora immunda is the source of this 3561-nucleotide messenger RNA. RefSeq lists its product as uncharacterized. Bases 151 to 3480 code for a protein of 1109 amino acids. NCBI's taxonomy places the organism in Eukaryota, Fungi, Ascomycota, Eurotiomycetes, Chaetothyriales, Herpotrichiellaceae. The record is from RefSeq and is a predicted model, not a curated record. Gene Ontology annotation, biological process: cytosolic ribosome assembly. Gene Ontology annotation, cellular component: cytosol; ribonucleoprotein complex. The transcript has a single exon. Gene Ontology annotation, molecular function: GTPase activity; GTP binding; ribosome binding.